Messenger RNA from Toxoplasma gondii ME49, 4155 nucleotides. It is a transcript of the gene ROP13, whose product is annotated as rhoptry protein ROP13. NCBI's taxonomy places the organism in Eukaryota, Apicomplexa, Conoidasida, Eucoccidiorida, Sarcocystidae. The transcript has a single exon. The coding region runs from base 905 to 2107 and encodes 400 amino acids. The record is from RefSeq and is a predicted model, not a curated record.
GCAAGAGACACGCAACAGAAAGAACAUCAGUGAGCAGGAAAGAGCAUCGGCAACGUAGCCGCGCGAAGUUCGCAGAUAAUCACUGCACGAAUGAACGACAGGCAGUAAACCUAGCGGAGAUGAGCUUUCAUCUAGCGCUGUUCGAUCGCCGCCGACGGUCUCAUCUCAAGUGGCGCUUUCUCAUCGCUAUAGCCGCUCUCACAAAAGCAAGAUCUAGGACGCUGGGAAAAAGUCGUAGGAAGCUGUCCGUAGGUAGAUCACUUUCCGUCGUUGCUAGCGGUGUCUACGCAUCAUGGCGGUCACGUUCAUUCAGACGAUCGAGAGACGCAAAGCUGGGCCGCGAUAUGUAUUUCGCCAGCGAGCUGAGUGAUUGUGUCUGCGUCUUGAAAUGUUCAUAGUUGAUAGAAACGUGCAUCACGCCUGGUAAAGCUGAGAAUACGAAGCGACGAAGAGGGUGUCGCCCUCCCCACAUGCUACGCGAGCCGAGCUGUCUUGCGCAGAUCCAGACAGGCGCGUUGAGUUCACAGUCACGUCCACGUUUGACACAAGGUUGUUUCACAUUUCAUUUCUCGCAAGAGCCGCAACUGGUUCUGCGAGCGUGUCAUCUUGACUCAAUCUUCGACUUAGACAUGCUUUCUUUGUGCGGGGGGGCCCUCCAACGGCGGCACCGCGGUCUAUCGCAAUAAAAUCAGCUAGCUGUUUCGCCGCCUUCCAGCGGAAGGCCGCGUGACUCUUGACCAAUUUCUUUUCAGCAAAAAAGAUUUUUUGCCUACCCUUGCAUAGAUGUUUAGCAACUUCUGCCGUCGCGGUGACAGCUUUUUUAGCGGCGUACUCUCCGGAAGUUGCCUGGCGCCCAACGCGGUCUUUGCUCAGUGUACCCCCGCUGUCUCGUUCUUCGCUUAGGAUGAAGAGAACAGAGCUUUGUAUCGCAGCCCUCGUGGCUGUUGGUGCGUUUGCUUUUACCUCACCAAAUGCAGUGGCGAAGAGCUUUGAGCGGAGCCUCGGCCACCUGGACGCGUCCUCGUUCUUGUCGUCUCCCCUCAAUUCGGAUGUGGAGCUCGGUAGGAGCACUUUCCCUGCUCAGUCACUGUCUUUCACUGAAGGCACCAACGAGACAAACCCACCGACAUCCCGGCCCCCAGGUUGGAAAUACGAAGGCAGCGACCUGCAGCGAAGAGUGGCGGCUCGACGGGAGGAACACAAAAAGCGUCAAGAAGAGUGGGAACAGAGGAAAGCCAGUCGACGCUCUGCACUCACUCCGAGUGCACCCGAUCCCGAUGGUGACGGUGAUCCAGCAACUUCAUUUCCAUCACAACGGAGACUCCUUGACCGUUGUCUUCAACAAUUCCGUGAACAACUCGUGGAUUUGGAGAAUCUCUGCAAGGGCAGCCCGGAACCUGAUGACUGCAGGUCGACGGUCCAAGAAAUCCUGGGGAAGCAGUCGUUUGGGGCUCUUCACACAACUGUCAUAAGUUUCUCCAUUUUCGUCAAUAGGGACCCUCGACGUUUGUCAUUUCCAGUCCUCGAUGCAACAGAUUUGCGCCUCACGGUCAAGCUCAAACAUCUCCUGGAUAGAAUUCCGGGAUGCGCAGCUCUCUCCCUGCCAGUAUACAUUGGGUUGGUCUCUUCGGACGUGUUCAAGAGCGAAGAAUUCACUAGAAAGGUAAAUCGAUGCUCGGAGGAUUUCGGCAGGAGCGCCAGAGAGGAGCCAAGCAGAGCUGGGAGGGCGGCUGCGGCUGUCAUUCGAUUCAUGGGACUUACGCCGGAGAGACAAACGUUCUACCAACCUUUCAUGUUCGUCACAACCCAGGCAGCAAUGCUGCUGUCGAUGGUUUUGAAACAUCCGUUUCUCUCGAUACUCGUAAACAUGGCCUGUGUAGCGGGGAGCCUUUGCCGCAAGGGAAUUCGAGAGGUACUCUUGCGAGCUCUUCGGGAGGCAGACUUCCUGACGGAGGAUGUGCCACUGGACUCCGCACCUCAGGAACUUGUGGACCAUCUCAAAGUGUACUUGAAACUACUUUUCUUAAGGAAAUACCGCAGGUUGAGGAGGCAAGCCGCUAAUGUUGCUGCCCAAGUUGUCUAUGCGAAUUCCUUGAGGCUAUUGUGAAGAGACUGCAGGCUAAAGGCGGUGGAAAACGCGCGAUUUCCAGUUUACCUGUCCAGUUACGUGUGGAUGCCGGUCGCACCGUGGAGUCUAUGUACUGCACACGAAGCCCGGGUGUCCCCAGAACGCAGUGGCCAUCUGUAACGAUUUAUUGUGCUUUGCCGGUGUUGGGUUGGCGAGCGAACAGAAAGAGGUUCAAAUCGGUGCGUCCCGAAGAAAUGCAGGACUUCGCGACCCAGUCAGAGUGUCAUUGCACGCAUUUUCUUCCUGGCACUGGAGAGGAAAAAGGAUAGGAAGCACCGAAAGCCAGACGGACAUGCCUUUUUUGCACGCUUUCCCGCGGGGUUCACGGAAGCCUGUCGCUGGUGAGCUGCUCAAGCGUUAUCCGCCGAGAGGAUACAAGAGGUCAAAGAAAAAGGGCAUUGCCUAUCGGACACGAGACGAGUACCCGAAGAAGCGUUAUCUCGGUUCUGUCAAAGAGCUGGAUUUGACGUGAAUCGAUAUCUGAAACAGGUUCUGUGUGUACUUUCUAGACAGAGCAAGUGACUGCCUUCUUCGGUGCCCCGCCCGCACUUGAUAUAAGUCGGCCAGUCACAGUUUUUUUAUUGUUUUUCUGUGUAUCGGCAAGAACACGUCGCCGCGGGAAAUCCCAGUGCGGUGGAGCUGCUUCACCUCGUUAACGUAGGGGCAGGGGUAGCCAGCUGGGUCUCGAUUUUGAGUGAGAAGCUUUUGGGGCUUGCGAUUCUGAACGAGUUUUUCGCUGAACGGCUACUGUCUGCCGUUCACACUGCGGGCAGAUAUUGUGGCGGCGCUCAUAUGUGGGCGCCCAGAGAAAGUUGAGCUCUUAGAACAGACAGCCGACUCUACACGGUGAGGAGAAACAGGCGUUUCCUCUCGUGUCUUUCUUUUGUGUCGUGCACUAGAGUGUCUCUAAGCAUAAUGUACUCCGACUUCGAUGGAAAAAAUCGAUGUCAUUCAAACAGCAAUCAGAUGUGGGUGCUUUCUUCGAGACACCAACCGAGACUUACAUCUGGGAGCCCCUCUUUGAGGCAGAGAGUCUGCCGUCUGGAUGAUAUUCGCAACAUUGGUUUACGGUGGGAGGAAAUACCGCACGACGGAAGUCUACGUGGUGGAAAGACACUGAAGAAGCAAUGUCGGUAGCCUGAUGUGUCCGUUUGAACCGUAGAAUUGGAAAAAUAGGGGAUCACCUUCUUCCGGUUGCUCCAGCCAGUUUGUUACGUGGGGAGAGUUCGCCGACAGAAGAGACAUUUCGAGGUUCACGGCUUCAUGCAGGCCGUUCUGUCGACGGAGUGUGAAUCUCUGCACUGAAUUGUUCACGAUGGACUACCGACGCUUUCUUUUGUAAGUGGAAGCAGUGCCUACCAACGAACUCGACGUGGUUCAGAAGUACCAGAUAAAUUAAGAGAUACUGGAGUCUUCUCAGUGUCUGUUUGUUGAUACACUCUUCUGCCGGUGGUAGGCUCACACGCAAUGGGCAGCAAACGUUGCAAGUGGAACACAUGAGCGUUAUGACAAUCACCGAGUCGCUCUUCUGUCUCGCCGUGUUUCGGCAAACCAGUAAAUCUUUCGUUCCGUUUCACUCCAGUGUAAAAGCACGCAUUUGACAUCAUGCAAAGGCUUCCUCGUUUGACAGUACCAUCGUACAUGUAUAAUGUUCAGUGGCACCACCUGUAACGGAGUACACCAUACAAGAGUCAAGUGUCAUCCGCAGGUACCACAGGCGAAGAAUCUACCUCAAAAUUCUUGUCGGGACGCCCCUCCCUCCAUACCGGUCACGAAGAACUUACGGACUGGUUCGUGACCGACCAGAAGCUGUUGAGCAAGUUCUUAGCAGUUUUUCGGGUGGAUCCCUUGCUCCGCUUUUACAGAGGUUGGAACGGUCAUCCACGAUCGCGUAUGAACAUCCAGGUUCCCUAAACGAGUUGUCCUCCGCGUACGACGCGUUUUUCACUCGACAAAGAUGCUUACAAGGGACACCCACAGCACCAGCCUUGUCGGAAUAAGGGAGUGCGUCAAGAAUGGCAGGGAGU